Entamoeba invadens IP1 is the source of this 1014-nucleotide messenger RNA. RefSeq names its product casein kinase II subunit alpha, putative. Gene Ontology annotation, biological process: protein phosphorylation. Bases 1 to 1014 code for a protein of 337 amino acids. Lineage: Eukaryota; Evosea; Mastigamoebida; Endamoebidae. Gene Ontology annotation, cellular component: protein kinase CK2 complex; cytosol; nucleus. The transcript has 2 exons. Gene Ontology annotation, molecular function: ATP binding; protein serine/threonine kinase activity. The record is from RefSeq and is a predicted model, not a curated record.
AUGUCGAUAUCAAUAAGAACUACACAAGUUCCCCACACCAGUCGGGUGUAUUCCACUGCUCUUGCUUUUGUCCCCGAGUCCGAGUGGAAUAGUUCCAGCAAUGAAAUCGAGUGGGGGAACCCCGACUCAUAUCGCAUUAUAAAGAAAGUGGGUCGUGGGAGAUAUUCCGAUGUCUUUCUUGGUGUUAUCGAGAAUGGAAAAUACCCCUGUGCAAUCAAAGUGCUCAAACCAAUCAAAGAAGAGCGGCUGAAGCGGGAGAUUCUCGUCCUCCAACGGCUCGCUCGGGUUUCUGAUGUCAUAAAGUUGUAUGACUGUGUGAUCAACAACGACAACAAAACACAUUCGUUAGUGAUGGAGUAUGUCCAAGGCGUUGAUUUUAGAACAAAUUUCCCAUUAUUUACACCACGAGAAGUUCAGUUGUAUAUGAAACACUUAUUCAGUGGGUUGGACGAGUCGCAUAAAUUGGGAGUGAUGCACAGAGACAUUAAACCGGAGAACUUGUGUUACGACAAAGAAAGAGACGUCUUCAAAAUCAUCGACUGGGGACUCGCGGAAUUUUACCACCCACAAAAACCACUGAAUUACCGAGUAGCAUCCCGAUAUCACAAAGCACCCGAACUGCUGUUUGAAUACACUUAUUAUGAUUAUGGAAUUGAUGUGUGGGGCGCAGGAAUAGUCUUCGCGACACUCAUAUUUAGACAGUCAAAGGCGUUACCGUUAUGGAGAGGGGCCACCAAUGAAGAAAUGUUACAACGAAUCGCUGAAUUCUUUGGGAAGAAAGAGUUGAUGAAUAUCAUUGAAAGGUGUGGCUGUGUCGUUGGGAAAACUGUGUUUGAUGGAAUUCCCAAUACGGCAGACGCAGACUUCAAACAAUUUAUCAAUAAAGAAAACGAAGAAUACGCAACGGAGGCGGCGCUCGAUUUGUUGAGCAAAGUACUUGUACUGGAUAUGGACAAGCGUUUCACAGCAAGUGAGGCACUGAAACACGCGUAUUUCAAGGAGGAGUAUGAAUGA